AUGUGGAGUCGAGUCCGAACGUUGCUGUCGCCCUCCGCGUUGACCGCGGCGGCAGGAGCGCGGCUCCACGUGGGCCAGCGCGCCUCCCUCGCCAAAGUCUUCUCGGCGCGCCACGUGGAGCUGUUUGCCGAGCUGACGGGCGACACCAACCCGCUGCACCUGGACGCCGCCUACGCCGCCUCCACCGCCUUCGAGGCGCCCGUGGUCCACGGCGUCCUCGUCAACGGGCUCAUCUCGGCCGUGCUGGGCGCCGAGAUGCCGGGCCCCGGCUGCGUCUUGCUCUACCAGGAGAUCCGCUUCCCGGCGCCCCUCUUCGUCGGCGAGGAGGUGCUGGCCGAAGCCGAGGUGCGCAAGAUCAAGAUGUCGUUCGCCUUCAUCGCUGUGACGUGCUCGGUCAAGGACAAAGUGGUGAUGGAGGGCGAGGUGAUGGUGAUGUUGCCCGAGGAGCUGCAAGGGAAGUGAGACUUUUAUUGGCCAUCACUUAAGGCCAUUUGGGACUGUUCAACUUUUUUUGAGGGGGGGGUUGAUGUCAUAAAUCCAUCACAGGUGCCCUGUUAUCUUGUUGUUCUACGUUGCCCAGCUAAUAAAAAUUUGGAUUAUAA
Syngnathoides biaculeatus (alligator pipefish) is the source of this 602-nucleotide messenger RNA. Its product is annotated as hydroxyacyl-thioester dehydratase type 2, mitochondrial-like. Bases 1 to 462 code for a protein of 153 amino acids. NCBI's taxonomy places the organism in Eukaryota, Metazoa, Chordata, Actinopteri, Syngnathiformes, Syngnathidae. The record is from RefSeq and is a predicted model, not a curated record. The transcript has a single exon.